AUGCCCCGGAAUCGCAAUCGUGACAUGCCCCGCGUGCCGAUCCCGGUUCCACGGCAAAAUCCACGUCCACCCGCCUCUCUCACGCUUUCCGCGAAACAGAGGCUCGAGCAGGAAUGGAACGAAGCUUGCAAGAUUGUGCACGCGGCGUACGUCGUGAUCGGCGACCGGGAAGAUGAUGCCAUCCCCCAGCUGGACGAUGAUUUCAAAUGGGUCGAGGCGGAAUAUGAGCUCGGAAAUAACGUACUACCCGUCGACGAGGGCUUCCUUAUCUCGUGCACCUGUGGCAAUAUCUGUGAAGACGCCCACACAUGCGAAUGCCAAGAAGAGCUGCCUCUGGAGGAGGAUGAGGAUGGACAGCUGUUAAGGACAUUCGCGUACGAUAAAAACGGCUUAUUCAAAUUCGAUCGUCGGCUCUGGCUGCUUCUGAGAAACGGCGGCGGGCCUUCCACGGCGGGCCUGCUCGUCGUUUAG
Messenger RNA from Phanerochaete carnosa HHB-10118-sp, 471 nucleotides. RefSeq lists its product as uncharacterized. The coding region runs from base 1 to 471 and encodes 156 amino acids. NCBI's taxonomy places the organism in Eukaryota, Fungi, Basidiomycota, Agaricomycetes, Polyporales, Phanerochaetaceae. The record is from RefSeq and is a predicted model, not a curated record. The transcript has 3 exons.